Messenger RNA from Punica granatum (pomegranate), 2638 nucleotides. The record is from RefSeq and is a predicted model, not a curated record. Lineage: Eukaryota; Viridiplantae; Streptophyta; Magnoliopsida; Myrtales; Lythraceae.
UGAUAGUCAUUUUUGAAAUUUACUUUUUUAAAGUUGAUUUUUUUUGUAUGCCACUUUUAACCCUAAUUCAAUGGUCCUUAUUAAUUGAAUAAUUGGUUAUAUGGACAUUUUUAGCUAGUGAAAGUGAGUCUAACUACUCUCAUCUCUGACUUUAUAUAAUACGACAGAAUAGAUACUAUACAUGCAUACUGCCCUUGUAGAAUUAUUAACUUUGUCAAGUGAUUCCCAAUAUAUGGCUUGAAUUUUAUUUGAUCCCAAAUUUUACGGUACGGAUUUGUAAAAUUUUCAUGCUGUAUGGAAAUUUUUUGAGUCUUUAGAUCUCCCUCAGUUUAAUCUCGACCAUCCAUUUUUUCAAGAUUUAAAAUUUCAAAAACACCUCCGAAAAAAUCACGAUCUCGUCCUUCAGUUAUAUAAAAAUGUUAUUUUAGCCCAAUCGUGUUUCCGUCGAGUUUUUUUAAUAAAAAUUAUUAAAAAAAAGAGAAAUCCUUCGAUUCCGGAUAUGGUGACCCCGAUUGCGGCCACCACCUCCCAAUCGGGGUCGCCGGCCACCUCUUCAUCUCUAUAGUUGCAAAAUAGCUGAGGCAAAAUCGAUAUCAAGUCCUAAGACAUCGUAAGGAAUGUCAUUGGUCAUCGAACUUCGAGUCUACAUUCUCUACAUCCUCUUCAUCCUAUAGUUCCACCUACAUUGGGGGCAAGCUGUGGCAAAUAGCUCAGGCAUUGCAGGGGUACCAAUUAUGGUUAUAUACUGCCUCAUGACAUCCUUGGGCCCAAGGCCCACAAAGAAGAAAGUGUCCAUAAUCCCCCCUCGCUCAUCCAAAAUUUAUCGAUCCGAUUCCCUGAAGAUGGGAGUGAAAUGCCUGAAUCUUCACCAAGAACAUCUAUCUGCAUAUCGGCUGCAUUCAACCAAAAGAACCCAGAAGUCAGUCUCAAUUUCCCAUGGGAAAGCAUGAAGGGAAUAGACCCGUAAAUACCAAAAGGAUGGGGGAGCCUGCUGGAGGGACAAGUGCGAUGUUAGGAGAUAUUGUCAUACCGAACAAUGUGGAGAUCUAUGAUCGCAGGAAUUGUGUACUGUCAAGGCCGACAUGUGAACAGAAAAUGUUAGAUUUAGCAGUGGAAAGAAGACAAUCCUUGAGAGCCCGUUAUUACUAUGGAAUGAUCUUCUUGUUCAUGAAUCUCGGAGCAUGGUUUGUUCGUGACUAUGGCCAGAAGUUAAUGCCGAUACUUCAAUAUGUAAGAUCUUGUGGAAUGGAAGGACUUGCUUGUACUCAAACAAUGGGAGUUCUUCGCGUGAGUUUAGGAUGCUUCAUAUUUUUCUUUUUGAUGUUUCUAAUUUCCUUCAAUACAAGAAAGUUAAAUGAAGCUCGAAAUAUUUGGCAUUCUCGAUGGUGGGCUUUGAAGUCUCUUCUUUUGAUUGUAUCAAUGGCGACUCCGCUACUCAUUCCUUCAAGUUUCAUUCAUUUUUAUGGUGAAUUUGCUCGUGUCGGUGCAGGGAUAUUUUUGGUUCUCCAACUUAUUAGUGUAAUCCAAUUCAUCGCAUGGUGGAAUAACCAUUGGAUGCCCGAUGGAGGAACAAAGCAAAGUUGUUCUCUCGGGUUACUACUAUCCACCUUGUCUUACAUUGCUUCACUAUGUGGAAUUGCAAUACUUGCUAAAAUGUACUCCGCGGGGCAAUCACUCAACAUAUUCUUUAUCACAUGGACUAUCAUCCUCCUCAUAGUGAUGAUGGUCAUGUCAUUGCAUUCCAAGGUCAAUACGGGUCUUUUGUCCUCUGGAAUCAUGGGUUCUUACAUUGUUUUCCUUUGUUGGUCUGCUAUUAGAAGUGAACCUGCCAUUCAGAAAAGCAACGUUCACCAACAAGCAAAUCAUCAUGAUUGGUCGACUAUUUUUAGCUUCGUGAUUGCAAUAUGUGCAAUUGUAAUGGCAACUUUCUCUACUGGGAUCGAUUCAGAAUCGUUUCAGUUCCGGAAAGAUGAUAUUCGAGAGGAGGAUGACGUGCCAUAUAAGUACGAGUUCUUUCACUUGGUGUUCUCCUUAGGGGCUAUGUAUUUCGCCAUGUUGUUCAUAAGUUGGAACCUUGAAAAUACAACCACCAAGUGGGUUAUCGAUGUUGGGUGGGCAAGUACAUGGGUGAAGAUCAUCAACGAGUGGCUCGGGGCAACCAUAUACAUGUGGACAUUGAUUUCCCCGGCUGUAAGAAGAGCUAAAGUGAUGGAUGAGGAAAGUGCAGAAGUGAAUAAUAACCAUACGGGCCAUUCAACUAGUUCCCCUUCACGAAGUUCAGAUAUGUCAGAAUUUAGAUCGUAGCGAGUUUCUUUCUUCCCCCAUAUAUAAAAGAAACAAAUUAAUAAAAUUUUGAAAUUAUUCGUUUAUUUUUUAUUGCAGAAGACAAUAAACUAAGAUAAUACGAUUUCAUCCUUUUGUGUUUUAUAUAAUUACUUGUUUUAAUACCAUUUAUUUUGAAUUUCAUCUUGAUUGUAUCUAAUAUCUGAUGAGGACCCAAAAUCUCGGGCUAUGACAUUACAUGGUCCUCCGGAAACGUAUCUCAAGUCCACGAAAUUGUUGGAGGGUGCAGAUCUAAUUUUUAGGAAAUAGAUGACUUGCAAAUAUAUAUAUAUAUAUAUCAUUGCUAUAUUAGGUA